Molecule: messenger RNA, 1029 nt
Organism: Phlebotomus argentipes
Lineage: Eukaryota; Metazoa; Arthropoda; Insecta; Diptera; Psychodidae
Exons: 4
Coding region: 1-984 (327 amino acids)
Source: RefSeq, a predicted model, not a curated record
AUGUUGCGAAAAAUAUUGACUCUCGUGAUAGUUAUCACUUUCGUGAUUUAUGUUGUGGCUGAUGAAGGGUUGGGCGGUGACAAAAGUGACGAUAAAACGGAAAUCACGCCCAGGAGGCGAAAGCAUCUCUACCACGCUCUCUUUCCUCUGGUUGGAUUGGGUGGUCUUCAUGCCAUAUCUGCCUUCGUGGCGAUCAAACUGAAGCUGGUCAUUGUGUUCAUCCUGAUCGUGGCUACAGCCUUUUUCGGAUUCAAAAUCUGGACGGGAGCCUCACUGUUUGGGUGCAAGAAUCACGGUCCACAAGAAAUUGAAGGCGCUAUUGUUCCUUAUGAGCAUGGUCCUUUCGUGUCUCACAGUGGACCUGGGAUUUCCUACAACGGCCCAGAUCCUUACAGUGCCUGGAAUCCGGAUACAUUGUCGACAGCACCGUCUUCAAGUGAUCAUUUUCACCACGAUUUCAGUCACGACUUUCAUCAUGAUUUCCAUCAUGACGCUUCUCCUCAUGACGUCUCUCAUGAUCAUUCGCACGACACAACAGCAGCUUCAGGAGCUUCAGCACCUGACGUCACUUCCAAGAGAAGGGUCGCUUAUCAGAACAGUGGAGGCCGCUCAGCCCGCCAAAACUCUUUUGACUGGACAAGUAUGGCUUUUGCCGUCCUGGGAGUCGAUACGAUGGUUUGCAGGAAGAGAUUCGUCUGCGAAAUGGAAGUUCAGUCCAAAGACAAUCCAUUCUUUGGCUUCGCUUACAACUAUCUGAGUCAAGGGAUGUUGACUGAGUACAGAAACUUCCCAGAAAUUCCACAUAAUCUCGCCGAUUGUGCCAGGCUCUUCAAGGAGUGCUACUCACCAGCCGACAAGGCUCAGGAAAAUUCCAGUUCAGCGCCUGAGGAAGAAAGCCAGGAUGAGGAUAUCGCUACAUCGACAGAUGACGCAGACACCUCGGGUCGCCAGAUUAUGACGAUGCUGCGGAUGAAGACAGCGUGAAAGUGAAAUUCUAGAGAGAAGACAGACCGUGACUGAGACAUCAAC